Pipistrellus kuhlii (Kuhl's pipistrelle) is the source of this 5880-nucleotide messenger RNA. It is a transcript of the gene ZNF629, whose product is annotated as zinc finger protein 629. The coding region runs from base 156 to 2759 and encodes 867 amino acids. The transcript is spliced from 3 exons. The record is from RefSeq and is a predicted model, not a curated record. Gene Ontology annotation, biological process: regulation of transcription by RNA polymerase II. Gene Ontology annotation, molecular function: DNA-binding transcription factor activity; RNA polymerase II cis-regulatory region sequence-specific DNA binding. NCBI's taxonomy places the organism in Eukaryota, Metazoa, Chordata, Mammalia, Chiroptera, Vespertilionidae.
GGGAGCACCCCUUGAGGAGGACCCCAGAGUCCCGGCACCGGCUCCCGCCCCCGGGCAGCGCUCACGGGGUUAAGUCCCCCGGGGCCGGACUCCGCCUCGGCCUCUCCCGGACCCAGAGCCGGUCCCUGGAACACUGGGCAGCCCUGAGCUCUGGGAUGGAGCCGGAAGCGGUGCUGUGGGGCCCAGAUCUGCAAGGCCCUGAACAGAGCCCCAACGAUGCUCACAGAGGUGCUGAGAGUGGGAACGAAGAGGAGAGCCCUCGGCAGGAAAGCUCUGGGGAAGAGAUCAUCUUGGGCGAUCCAGCUCAGAGCCCAGAAUUCAAGGACCCACCAGAGAUGCCCCCGGAGAGAGCCUCCCCGGAUCCCUCAGGCCGCCAGGACCCCCCGUCUCCAUUGGGUGACCCCAACCCCCUGGACCACCAGACUCCUCUUGACCCCCCGACCCCCGAGGCGGUCCCUACCCCGUCUGACUGGACCAAGGCCUGCGAGGCCAGCUGGCAGUGGGGGACUCUGACCACAUGGAACAGCCCCCCGGUGGUCCCCGCCAAUGAGUCCAGCCUGCGGGAGCUGGUGCAAGGCCGGCCCUCCGGGGCCGAGAAGCCCUACAUCUGCAACGAGUGCGGCAAGAGCUUCAGCCAGUGGUCCAAGCUGCUGCGGCACCAGCGCAUCCACACGGGCGAGCGCCCCAACACCUGCUCCGAGUGCGGCAAGAGCUUCACGCAGAGCUCGCACCUGGUGCAGCACCAGCGCACGCACACCGGCGAGAAGCCCUACAAGUGCCCGGACUGCGGCAAGUGUUUCAGCUGGAGCUCCAACCUGGUGCAGCACCAGCGCACGCACACGGGCGAGAAGCCCUACAAGUGCACCGAGUGCGAGAAGGCCUUCACCCAGAGCACCAACCUCAUCAAGCACCAGCGCUCGCACACGGGCGAGAAGCCCUACAAGUGCGGCGAGUGCCGGCGCGCCUUCUACCGCAGCUCCGACCUCAUCCAGCACCAGGCCACGCACACCGGCGAGAAGCCGUACAAGUGCCCUGAGUGCGGCAAGCGCUUCGGCCAGAACCACAACCUCCUCAAGCACCAGAAGAUCCACGCGGGCGAGAAGCCUUACCGCUGCACUGAGUGCGGCAAGAGCUUCAUCCAGAGCUCAGAGCUGACCCAGCACCAGCGCACGCACACCGGCGAGAAGCCCUACGAGUGCCUCGAGUGCGGCAAGAGCUUCGGCCACAGCUCCACCCUCAUCAAGCACCAGCGCACCCACCUGCGCGAGGACCCCUUCAAGUGCCCGGUCUGCGGCAAGACCUUCACGCUGAGCGCCACGCUGCUGCGGCACCAGCGCACGCACACGGGCGAGCGGCCCUACAAGUGCCCCGAGUGCGGCAAGAGCUUCAGCGUCAGCUCCAACCUCAUCAACCACCAGCGCAUCCACCGCGGGGAGCGGCCCUACAUCUGCGCCGACUGCGGCAAGAGCUUCAUCAUGAGCUCCACGCUCAUCCGCCACCAGCGCAUCCACACGGGCGAGAAGCCCUACAAGUGCUCCGACUGCGGCAAGAGCUUCAUCCGCAGCUCCCACCUCAUCCAGCACCGCCGCACCCACACGGGCGAGAAGCCCUACAAGUGCCCCGAGUGCGGCAAGAGCUUCAGCCAGAGCUCCAACCUCAUCACGCACGUGCGCACCCACAUGGACGAGAACCUGUUCGUGUGCUCCGACUGCGGGAAGGCCUUCCUGGAGGCCCACGAGCUGGAGCAGCACCGGGUGAUCCACGAACGAGGGAAGACACCGGCCCGGAGAGCUCAGGGCGACUCUCUGCUCGGGCUCGGGGACCCCGCCCUGCUGACCCCGCCCCCUGGAGCCAAACCACACAAGUGUCUUGUCUGUGGAAAGGGGUUCAACGAUGAGGGCAUUUUCAUGCAGCACCAGAGGAUCCACAUCGGAGAAAACCCCUACAAAAACUCAGACGGCCUCCUCGCACACCCAGCCCCCAAGCCUCCCCAGCUCCGGCCGCCCAGGCUCCCUUUUGGAGGCAACUCCUACCCCGGUGCUUCGGAGGGCAGAGCGGACGCCCUGGGACAGCCCUUUAAGACGCCCGAGGGGCAGGAGAGCUUCAGCCAAAGGCUGGGCCUGCUCUCCAAGUCCUACAUCUGCUCCCACUGCGGAGAAAGCUUCCUGGACCGGGCUGUGCUCCUCCAACACCAGCUCACCCACGGCAGCGAGAAGCCCUUCCUCUUUCCCGAUUACAGGAUUGGUCUAGCAGAAGGGGCAGGGCCCAGCCCCUUCCUCAGCAGAAAGCCCUUUAAAUGCCCGGAGUGCAAAAAGAGCUUUGGGCUCAGCUCGGAGCUGCUGCUGCACCAGAAAGUCCAUGCGGGUGGGAAAGCACAGAAGAACCCAGAGCUGGGAAAGAGCUCGUCUGUCCUCCUGGAGCACCUCAGGAGCCCCCUGGGGGCCAGACCCUACAGCUGCUCAGAUUGUGGGGCCUCCUUCCAGGAUCGCCUGGCCCUCCUCCGGCACCAGGAGACACACACCCAGGAAAAGUCCCCCAGACCCGAAGACCCCCUUCCAGAGCCAGUCACCCCGCCCCCAAGUCAGGAAGGUGAAAGCGAGGCCCCCACACCCGCAGGGAGCAGUAGCCAUGAGGAUGGGGAAGCCCCCAAAACUCUCUUGGAAGAAAAGCCCUAUUUGUGCCCCGAGUGCGGAGAUGGCUUCACAGAGGUCGCAGCCCUCCUUCUCCACAGGAGCUGCCACCCUGGGGUUGCCCUGUGAAGUGGGUCUGGAGGCCGGGGGCCUCUCUCUCCUGAGAGGAACACUGGAUCUCCCCAGAUAUUGUACGAGAAAAGAAAGAAAACCCUAUCAGAUUGUAGACGUGUGGAGGAUAAAGGACCCUGGGUAAAAAUAGUGCUUUUAUAUUAGUGGUAAGAAACCCUAUAAGUUGUUGGUGGGAACCACUUAUAAUGCAGUAGAGAAAAACCGUUGGGUUAGAAACCCUAUAAAUACGUAGGAAAAAAGCCCUUUAAGUCUGUAGCAGAAAUCCCUAUAAACCAUAGUGGAUAAAAGCCCUAUUAAUUGUAGGAUGAGGUCCCAUAUGUCUCUAGACAACCUUAGGAAACUGUACUGAAAUCCUUGUAAAGCUAUAGGGUUGGGGAAACGCAGGGAAUAUAGCAAUGGCGUUGACUUGGGAGCAGUGGCCCUUGGAAGGUGUGAAAGGACCCCCCCAUGAACUUGCUCAGCAGUGUUCUUCCUCUCCCGGCACAUGGGAGGGGCUCAUUCCCAGAAGCCAUGGACAGUUACACUGAGUAACAUGGGAACUGGAGAAGGAAGAAAACAAAGACAGGACAAAAGUAAGUGAGGAAGAGCCCUCAGACCCACAGAGAAGAGCCCGGGAAGGAGGAGGAGAAAGGCCAGCUCGCUGCUCUGGGGCUUCCUCGGGGCACAAGGCCAAUCCUAGGUAAAGUGUAUGAAGAUGAAGAGGCUCCUGAAUUCCUUAUCAGAAAGAAGCCAAAAUGGGGAAGAAAAAAAAAUAGGACGUUGAGCCUUUUAAAGGCUGAAGUUUGGGGUGCAUAUAACUUGAAGUGUAAGAAUACCAGGGAACCACCACAAAAAUGCAGGGGGAAGAGUCGGGAUUCUUUGAGGGAAGGAAGCCAAGCAGAGGAACUGCUCAGAUGGAACCCAGCUCACUCCGCUGUCUUCCCCAUUCCUGGGAGCUUGUUAAACUGCAAGUGCAAGCGGGUCCCAGCCAGGCCACCGGGUCCUCCCCCAGCCAGGCAGGACGACCCUCUCCUGGGGACUCCCGUGUUGAGAGGCCUCCAGGACUGGAGGGUCCCUCCUGCUGACAUCUCAGGUCUCACUGACAAGAGGUUCCUCCUGAACUCUCACUGCCGCCCGUGUCGCUGCAGUGGCAGCCAUGUCCUUGAGUUCUGUCCUCAGUGAAGGGAGAACUGCUGCUAGUUGACCUCCAAAGAGUAAAGCCCUUCAGAGUCUCAAGGCCUGUGUGUGCACAGAUCCUCUCUAGCGUGCUCUUCGGCAAGUCAGUGGGAGCUGUGCGCAGGUUCCCUGUGGCAACCAAGACAGCGAGUUAAGAGAACAGAGAUUUGAUUGGUCAGCAAUCUGCUCUUAAACCUUACUCUCUUCUCUAAGCUGAUAGCAACGCUGCUGGCAGGAUAAGCCAGCCGCACAGUGAUGGUGCCCAAACCCCCCCCCCCAGAGAGUAUAUGGAGGCCUGACCACCUUCCUUGCCCCAUAUCUGGAGCCCCUAAAGUGACCAAUCCCCCUGAUUGUAGUCUUGGGAAGGGAUGGAUUCCACCUACUUGACUCUUCUCCUCCUUAAUCAGAAACCUUCAGAGGGAGACGGAAAGAUGAGAACUGCACCCUGCCAGCCCAUCUGUUCUCACACACCACACAGCUACACGCUUUCAUUAACCCAGCAGACCUGCCCACGUGACUGGGUGUCUGCGGCAGGAGAGAGACUGUUGCCCUCUGAAAUGAUUGGAGAAAACUCUUGAAACAUCCGUAACAAGAACCCAUCCCCUCACCCUGGAGACACCAUCCAGUGCUGGGUCCAAAGGAAGUGCCCCUCACCCAGCAAUGCACUGUGGUCCUGAAGUGAGAACCAACGUGCCGGAGAGGUGGAGUCACAUCUGAGAGGGUGACCGGGAACCCUGCGAAGCUGUGGAAGAGGCCUCUCAUUUCAUUACUUGAAGUUCAGAAGGUGGAAGUCCUUCACCUUUCAUCUACCCUGCCCCCAAAAGGAUACCCCUCAAAUUUAAAGGGUCAAAAUCUAGAACACUGUAGGAGUAAAAAGCCAGGCCUGCUGGGGAGGAGAGGGCAGGGGUUGCAUGACUGUGGGGAGACUCUGCCAUCUGCAUUCAACUCCCACCCAACCCAAGUGCAAGGUCAGAAAGCCCUACUGAGGGGAGGAGCCUGCCUGCGGAAGCCUCCAGAGGGGGAGUCCCGGCGAGACGACAGGACACAGUCCUGUCUGUCAAAGCAGAUUCUUUUCCCUCUAAGAUGGCAGCAGAAAGAAACUCCAGUAUAGACAAAACCCCUUUAAAGGUAGAAGCAGAACCCCCAAAACAGUCUGAGUAAUCUGUCUCCAGAGGAGUCCUGGGAGCAGCCAGCCCAGGGGGAGGUGGUCCGUGUGGUCAGAGGCUGGCCACGGGCCUAUGAGGACUUGGUGUAGCAUAUGUAGUGGGAUGCUCGCAUGUUGUAGGAACGGGUUAGGGCCAGGAGUUUAGGCUCCGGUACUUCAAUGGAUGAUGUGGAUAUGAUGAGUUGGGGUCUGGAAAGGGGCAGAGUCAGAGACCUUUGGGGUAUGACCUGUUCUCUGUUGCUCACUUCCCCCAACUCCUUAAGCCAGGUGCUCCUCUCCCAGAACAAGUUACAUCUGGGGAGGAACUGAGCAGGGGAUUGGUUGGGGGAGGCGGCGAUGUCCAGAGUCCCUCUGACCAGCUCAGGCAGAGGCCCGGAUCGCCCUGAGGCCUCUUGUCCAACUCCACGCAGGCCUGACUCUCCAGCAGUGCCUCACUGAGGAGCCCAACAGACAGGGUCAGAGAGUCGGUGAAAGCAGAGGGAAGAGUAGAAACUGAUCUGAGCUUAGGGCGAAACUCGAAACUGCUAUGGAUAUGGAGGUCAGAAGGGAACUCAAAAGAACUGGGCAUGAAUCCUGGAUGAUGAGGAAACUUGAAACUCACACAGAGGGGUUCCAUGGCGCCUGCCCCCGAGAUGAGCAGCCCCAAACUCCUUCGCCCUCAUUAGGGAAGCCCCACUCACCUUACUUGUGCCCCCGGAGUGAAGAGAGGCCCCCCUUUUGAGUGUUGUGUGUCAGUAAGUGUUGUGUCACUGGUGGUCAUGUUGAUUAGUAGGAGAGAAUAAAGGGAGUAAGAUUUCC